Messenger RNA from Pararge aegeria (speckled wood butterfly), 2193 nucleotides. It is a transcript of the gene gkt, whose product is annotated as probable tyrosyl-DNA phosphodiesterase. Gene Ontology annotation, cellular component: nucleus. The record is from RefSeq and is a predicted model, not a curated record. Gene Ontology annotation, biological process: double-strand break repair; single strand break repair. The coding region runs from base 185 to 2116 and encodes 643 amino acids. Gene Ontology annotation, molecular function: 3'-tyrosyl-DNA phosphodiesterase activity; double-stranded DNA binding; single-stranded DNA binding. Lineage: Eukaryota; Metazoa; Arthropoda; Insecta; Lepidoptera; Nymphalidae. The transcript is spliced from 14 exons.
CCCUAGCCAGCUGCUAAAUGUCAAUUUGUCCAAAGAGCUCCAAAUCCAAUUUUGUCCAUGAACAUAACACUGAAGAAAACGAUCAGCUGAAACUGAAACGUAAACAAAAAAUUAAUAAGUUACAAAAUUGUUAAAAAUAAUAUUAGGCAUAUUAUAUAGCAAAGAAUGCUGUGAGAACUGAACAAUGAAUCACUCCAGUAAGAGGAUGAACGGAAUGUACGGUGACCGCAGCUCCAAGAGAGUGAAAAAGGAGUGCAGCUAUGGUGCAUCAUGCUACCGGAUGAAUCCCACCCACUUACGCGAAUACAGCCACCCGCACUUGGAGACAAUACUGGAUUCGUGGAGUGGCUCAGGAAGUUUUGAGAUACCAGACAAGUAUAGCUUACAGCGGAGCAUGAUAACUGACCAGCUGAAUAUCAUUGUGGAGAAGAAGCUGUAUGAGCCCCGUGCAGGGGCCAAGGCACAAAACCAAGAGGGGCCCAGUGAGGACAUGUCCCAGGACAGCGCUAGUGUGUCACAAGUCAACACUACACGCACACAAGUAGAGAGUGACUCGAGUGCUGUGCACACAAAGGUCAAUCUCACAAGUGAGCCGGUGAAAAAAUGUGAUAAAAGUGUAGUAAAGACAAGUAGUGAUAAAAGUUUACUAGUGCAGAAUUGUGAAACAAGUGAUAAACUAAGUGCAGGUAGUUCAAACAGAGAGAAAAGCUUAUCUCCUACGCCGGGCCUGGGGGCGAGAAUCAGAGACUCGUCGUACCGGCCCGUGGUGCCGCCCGCGCGGCGUGCAGAGGACUUCCUGAAGGUGGUGCGGCCGCGCGGGCUCAUGCGCGCCAAGCACGCGGCCGCGGCGCCCUACCACGUGUUCUACACCGCCGUCACCGCGGCGCCGCGCACGCACCACCAGCCCUACUCCGUCACGUUGCUGGAGCUGCUGGACCCGAGCCUGGGAGAGCUGCAGAGCUCGCUGCAGAUCAACUUCAUGGUGGAGCCGGCCUGGCUGCUGGCGCACUACUACUUCGCGGGCUACAGCGCCAAGCGGCUCACCAUCCUGUACGGCGAGGAGUGCGCCGACAUGCGCGCGCUGCGGAGCAAGCCGCACGUGGACGCGGCGCACGUGCGCGUGGCCACGCCCUUCGGCAAGCACCACACGAAACUGAUGCUGCUGUGCUACGAGGACGGCGCAGUGCGGGUGGUGGUGUCCACCGCCAACCUCUACCAAGACGACUGGGACAACCGCACGCAGGGGCUGUGGCUGAGCCCGCGCUGCCCCGCGCUGGCGGCGGGCGCGGCGCCGCACGCGGGCGAGUCGCCCACGCAGUUCAAGCAAGACCUGCUGCGCUACCUGGCGCACUACCGCCUGCCCAACCUGGUGUACUACAUGGAGAGGGUCAAGAGAUGCGACUUCAGCCACAUCAACGUGUUCCUCGUGGCGUCGGUGCCGGGCUCGCACGCGGGCCCGGCCUGGGGCCUGCGGCGCGUGGGCGCGCUACUACGCCAGCACUGCGCCGUGCCCGCCGCCGACGGCCGCGCGUGGCCGCUCGUGGCGCAGGCCAGCAGUCUCGGCAGCUUCGGCGCGGACCCUAAGCUGUGGCUGUGCGGCGACUUCCUGCACCACUUCACGAAGACGAAGAACCCCCCGCAGACGCUGACGGCGCCGCCGCCGCUGCAGCUGAUCUACCCGUCGCUAGAGAACGUGCGACAGUCGCACGACGGGCUGCUGGGCGGCGGCUGUCUGCCCUACGCGGCCGCGCAGCACGCCAAGCAGCGCUGGCUCGACGCGUACCUGCACCAGUGGUCGGCGGCGGGCACGGGGCGCUCGCGCGCCAUGCCGCACGUGAAGUCGUACUGCCGCGCGCGCGGUGAGUCGGCGGCCUACUUCCUGCUGACGUCGGCCAACGUGAGCAAGGCGGCGUGGGGCUGCGUCAACCGCGGCGACGGCGCGCUGCGGCUCAUGAGCUACGAGGCCGGCGUGCUGCUGCUGCCGCGCCACGUGAUCGACGAGGACUUCUUCCCCCUGGGGGAGGCCGCGCCCAACCGGCUGGUCGUGCCCUACGACCUGCCGCCCGUCAGGUACGCGCCCGGCAUGAGCGCCUGGGUGCAGGACCACUUGCACUGACACGCCACACGCGGGCCCGCGCCCACCGGCACGACUCCACUGAAACUCUAAUCAAUAAAUUAUUUUGUUACCUUGAA